Molecule: messenger RNA, 829 nt
Organism: Saccostrea cuccullata (small rock oyster)
Lineage: Eukaryota; Metazoa; Mollusca; Bivalvia; Ostreida; Ostreidae
Exons: 3
Coding region: 116-829 (237 amino acids)
Source: RefSeq, a predicted model, not a curated record
AGACAUCAACUUCUUUUCUUCCUAUGAUGAAUUGAUUGAAAAAGGGAAAAAGAAUCGAUGUAUCAUAUUGUCAUAUCCUCCGCAAGAAAAGAUCAACUACAAUUGUACACAAGGUAUGCAAGAAAAAGUGUACUUUGACUCUUGUAAUAAAACCGGAAGCUGGAAAAUAUUUGACUCCCAUAUAAAACGAAGCUGCGAAUCAAGGUAUAUCAAUAAUGACAAGAUGUAUAAAAACAUGUUCUGUAAAAUCUGCAACCCUCCUAUCUAUACAGAGAAUGUGAUUGGUCGAUGUAAUGUCACAGGUAUGUAUGAUGACUAUAAUCCAACACAGGAGAGAGCAUGUCUAAAUAAUGACGCCAACCAAGGUUCACUUCCGUACAAAAAUGUAUUUUGUUUAUCGUGCAAUAAACCAUCACAAUUCAAUUCCAAUUUUCUUGAUGUCAGCGCGGAAAUUAAGACAAAAAUUGAUGAUAUUAAAGAUACCGGAAGGACUACAACUUUUUAUUCUGACAUUAAUAUUUUUUCAAUGCACCCUGUCACGGAUCCAUCAACUGAUAUUCCGUAUCUGAAUAUGUAUUGUUUACUAUGCAAACAGUCUUCAUCAACGAAAGUAGCAAGACACAAACCAUGGGAUAUUAAAGCGAAUUGCUCUGUUUAUAUAGACAAAACAAAUUUUCUACUUUUUUCGGAUUUUCUAAAAGCAUUACGAGCUGCAGGCUGUGAUACAUACUAUCACCCUCCUCGUUCAGUGACUUCUUGUCAAAAUAGCAAAACUCUGGAGCAGCCAGUGAUGGUCAAUGUACGGAAGCACAGAACUUUUACUCAAUGA